Budorcas taxicolor (takin) is the source of this 1224-nucleotide messenger RNA. RefSeq names its product HERV-H LTR-associating 2 (gene HHLA2). Bases 1 to 1224 code for a protein of 407 amino acids. NCBI's taxonomy places the organism in Eukaryota, Metazoa, Chordata, Mammalia, Artiodactyla, Bovidae. The transcript is spliced from 7 exons. Gene Ontology annotation, cellular component: external side of plasma membrane. Gene Ontology annotation, biological process: negative regulation of T cell proliferation; cell surface receptor signaling pathway; immune response. The record is from RefSeq and is a predicted model, not a curated record.
AUGAAGGCACAGGCAGUGCUGUCUUUCUUCUUCACUCUUAUACCAUCUCUAUGUGGAUCUCAAGCUUCCUUCAGUCAUGUUAGUAUGAAUGAGCAAAUCGUCACUGGAAGACUAGGUGAAGAUGUAAUUCUCCCUUGCUCAUUUGAUAGUGGACCCAAUGUUGUAAUUCACUGGAAGACUCAAGAUACCAAUGUUUACUCAUACUACAAAGACAGCGACCAGUUGGAAAACCAAGAUCCCAGAUAUGUAAACAGGACAUCCCUCUUCCGUGGUGAGAUUCACAAUGGGAAUGCCUCCCUGUCUUUCAGAAGAUUAACCCUUCAGGAUGAAGGAAUUUACGUAUGCUAUGUGGGAACAUCACUUGGAAAAAUCACAAAGAAAGUAGUACUCAAAGUGGGAGCUUUUGUCACACCUGUGAUGAAGUAUGAAAAGAACACCACCAACAGCUUCUUAAUAUGCAGUGUGUUAAGUGUUUUUCCUUAUCCAAUUAUCACAUGGAAAGUGGAUAAUAAUACAUUUAUCUCUGAACACAAUGGGAAAGAAGUUGGAUCUUUGGGUCCUUUUCAUAUAAACAGCAGAGUAAAUAUCACAGGAUCAAAUUCAUCUUAUCAAUGUGCAAUUGAAAAUCCGCUGCUGAAGCAAACAUGGACAGGGAGAUGGACAAUGAAAGAUGUCCUUCAUAAAAUGCAAAGUGAAAACGUUUUACUCUUGUGUAAACCUGAAAACAGUCUUUUCCCAGCAAAUCAAGACUUCACAGUCACUUGGUCCAGAGUGGAAAGUGGGAGUUCCUCGCUCCUGGCUUACUUUAAGAACUCCUCACAAGAAACACUAAUCAAUCAGCCUCGACUUUCAUGGAAAGAAGAGCUGAUAAACUCACAUGACUUCUCUUUAACUGUGAAGGAUCUGCGUCUUUCAGACAGUGGGGAGUAUUUGUGCAAUAUUUCAUCAAACAAAAGUACCUUACUCACCACCCAAACACUGCAUGUAGAAGCAAGCCCAAGAGCGCCUGCUGGGAUAAUUGUUCUAGUUUUGGUGGCCAUCGUAUCGGCAGUUUUGUUGUUGUCGGUGGCCCCUCAAGCUGUUAGAUCACAAAGAUGCAUCGAUUUCCACAAAGAAAGGCAUCCACCUACUAAUCAGAACUCUAGCAGUGCUGGUACUGCAGAAGAAAAUGUGGCUCUUUCAGACUAUCUACCCAAUACAGAAAAUGAAGACAGAAGUUUAUAA